Molecule: messenger RNA, 1026 nt
Organism: Drosophila melanogaster (fruit fly)
Lineage: Eukaryota; Metazoa; Arthropoda; Insecta; Diptera; Drosophilidae
Exons: 3
Coding region: 23-976 (317 amino acids)
Source: RefSeq, marked reviewed
UGCAACUGAUAGCGCUGCCAAAAUGAGUGGAAGUUCUCCCAAUUCCAUAAGGCCUCUGCCGCCGGGUCUGCAAAAAGUGGCCAUCGAAGAGCUGAACGAAGUGCCAAGUCGUGUGGAAUCGGACAUUGCUGCUCUGAAAGAAUGGCUACAGAAGCAGCCCCAUCUCUGCGCCUGUCUCGAGGAUCAGUUCCUGCUUAGUUUUCUUAGGGGAUCGAAGUUUAGUCUGGAGAAGGCCAAGCAGAAGAUUGAUCGAUUCUAUAGCCUGCAAGCGGUCAUUCCGGAGGUUUUCAACGAUCAGCGAUUGGUUGACAAUGCCCAGGUGUUGGAAAUUAUUCGACUGGGAGUGAUCUUGCGCAUUCCCCUCGAUGAGGAGGAUACUGGACCAGCCGUGACUAUUAUUCGAGCUGGCUCCUACGACAUCAAUAAAUUCAAGUUCCAGGACAUCAUACGUGUGGGCUCCAUGUUCGGUGAGAUCAUGAUGCUGGAGGAUGACAAUGCCUCCGUCAGUGGCUACCUGGAGAUCAUGGACAUGAGUGGAGUGACGGGUGCAAAUCUGUUUGCCCUCCAACCCCAACUUCUCAGCAAAUUCUCGGCCUAUGCGGACGAGGCUAUGCCAACGCGUCAGAAGGGAAUCCAUUUCAUCAAUGUGCCCAAGGCAUUCGAGACGGGUUUUAAAUCACUGCUUGGAUGGUUUCCGGGAAAAAUCAAGGAGAGGGUUUCCGUUAGCUCCGAUCCGGAAGCUAUUUUCGAGCGAGUUCCUAAGCACUAUCUUCCUGAGGAGUACGGUGGCUCAAAGGGCACCAUGAAGGAUAUCACCGACCAGAUGGAGGCAAAGCUCUGUAGCUAUCGCAGCUACUUUGAGGACUGUCAGCAUUUCGGAGCCCAUGACAAGUUGCGCGAGGAAGCCUCAGUGCUGAACCCAGACGAGAGUCACUUUGGCGUGGAUGGCUCUUUUCGCCAGUUGGUCAUCGACUGAAUCGGCUAAAAUACCUGUAUACUUACUUACCUGGGCCAUAAACCUAAAAU